UUGAAUGCAAAAUUUUAUUUCCUGAAAUAAUUAUAAUGUAAUGGGAUGCCAAUUAUAAUACACAAAAAUUAACGAUGACAAAUUUUUUAUUUAGAAUGAGACUAGAUAUAUGUUUGCUCUAUCUCUUGACAUUAUUUUCAUUCUUACAGGCAGCAUCACAAGACACAAGUUUUGAAGAUGUAAGAUGCAAAUGUGUUUGUCCUAAACUGAAUGAAGUUAACUCCACACAAGAUCGAACAGUGUACAUUAGUGCUAAUGUUAAUCCUAACAUGUGUACCUGUGUAGAGGUGGUAAAACAUGCUUCACCGAAAUUAUGUGCACAGUGUGAAUGUAAAUAUGAAAGUAGAAAUACAACUACAAUAAAGGUAGUAGUCAUCUUUACCAUAUGUGUGGUGUCACUGCUGUUUGUUUAUAUGGUAUUCUUGUUCCUGUUGGAUCACCUAGUGUCAUGGAGACCAUCGUCAUAUCAACAACACAUCAGUGAGGAGGUGAAUUUGCACAAUGAGAUUCCAUAUAUUACACAUCAUGACGAAGAGGAUGAACACUCUGUGACGUCUGCUACACCAGUAGUGUCAAGGGCAGAGUUGACCAGACAAAGGUCAAUCAUUAACCGUAUGACAGAUGAACAGAAAAGAUGGAAGGGAACUGUGAAGGAACAGAGACGAAAUAUUUACGAUAAACAUUCCAUGUUAAAUUAAUAAUCACGAGACUAAGUAGGACUGAAAUAAAUGGAAUUUUAUGAUGAAAAUAUCUGUUAGAUUGCCUGCAAUUAUGCAUGAUAUUUAUAAAUAUCUUAAAGAAAUAAAUACAUCGAUUAUGAAUAUUCUGCCAUUUAAGGAAAGUUUAAGCGUACAGAAUACAUUUGAUGUCCCACACAGUCAUGCUAAAAGGGAUUGUUUUGGAAACCCCAUUAAAAGGUCCAAAUUUGUGCUCAGUUGAUGUCUAUCUAAGAAUAGUCCCUAAACUCAAACGUGGAAUAUUACUAUGAUAAAUUUUAAAAUGAGUUAAUAACAGAUUUGUUGUGCUUAGAUUAAUUGUGUAAUGGAUAUAUAUUGAAGUACAUAUAACAGGUUCUGAACCAUUGUUAGAAAUAUGUUAUGUUUUUUUAAAUGCCAGGCAAAAAAUUUAUUUGUUUGAGGCAAGAAAUAAAUUUAUUAAUUUUUGUGUAUAGUUAAAUAUUAAGUUUUAAGAAGAACAAUCUGAAUUAAGGGGUCAAAUAUUGUGAAGAGAAAUGAUUGUGUAUGAGAAACCAAUAGAAACACAUAACAGUUGGAUAUACAUUUCUCUCUAGUAAGGGGUUAAACUUAGAAAAAUAUUGAAAUUCAAAUAUGAGUAAAUUAAGAUUAUAUUAAUUAUACCAUACAUUCCAUAUAAUGUGUCAAAUGUUUUUAUUAAUUUAUUUUAAGUGUGUAAAUAAAUGUUUGUUUUGCAUGAUGUGAAAUGUAUACUUGCUUGAAGUAAAGAAAUGGAACAUUUUAUGAUAAUUCAAAGUUUCUAUUAACAAACUAUACAACAAAUGAAUUUAAGGAAGUUUGCUACUCAGUUUCAAAAUAACAAGAUUUUCAUAACACUAUUAUAUAUUGAUAGGGGAUUAAUAAAGGAACAAAAAGAGCAAAAAUAAAAUAUAGGUCAAUGUGCUUGUUUUUGAGAUAUUAGCCAUUGAAAUUUUGGCGGGAAAAUAUUCUCUCUUGAUUUUCAUAGCUUUAUCAUUGACAAGUUAAAGUUCUCAAAAACUAUUAAAACAUAAUUAAGAUUUUAUAAGACUUUUCCAGAUGGCUUAUAAUUAUGCAUAUAAAGAUUUUUAAAAAGAAAAAUGGGGGUCAAUGGGCAAAAUUUUUUAAGGCAUUCAAAUAGAUAAAACCAGAGGAUUCUGAAAAUCUGACAAAAAUUCCAAAACAUGACAAGCAAACUUCCUUAAGAGUACAGAUAGAUAUUAGGAUUUGUAGCAUUGGAUAUCAAAGGUUUCAAUGAACCUUUUAUACUACUUGGAGUUCUUUAUUUUUCAUGGGGAACCAACUUUCGUGGAUUUCACGGGUAAAGGGGAAUAACAAAUUUAAGUGUACAACAGAACAAUUUUCAUUUAAUCUUGUAUGCAAAAUUUUGCAAUACAAUGAAAUCAAGUAUCCAUGAAAAUACAAUUUUUCCUAAAUCCACAGUAUAUGAAGAUUUGCUUAUACUACCAAAAGUUGAUCAAAGAUUUGGAUAAUAAACUUAAAAUUCCUCAGAAUUGGUUUGAUUAAAGUAAAAUUCAUUGUCACAUUAAUCAAACGGAAACAUCCAUGAUGCCAGGCUGUUGUGGUUGUAUAAGUUGUAGUUGAUACAAUGACACAAGGUUUUGUUCUUUCAUCAGAAAUGCCCUAGUUUAUCUUGUGGUACAUCUGACAUUUUACUACUAUCUAACAUCUCUUUAACAUUUUAGUCAAUAUGACCUACAAUUCAUGCAACAGUUACUAUUAUUUUUUCAAAUUUUCAGUAAUUCAGUAUGGUACAUCAUUGAUAUUAAAUUACACUAUCCCAUCUGACAUAGUUUAAGAAAGCCUGGUAUCUUUAUUUAACACAAUAACUUAUCAUUCUCCAAUUUGAUCAUUUCAAUCAAUAGUUUAUAAUUGAGUAAAUUUGAUUAAGUUAAGGGGUUAGGUCAGCAUCUAUGAAACUCUAUGCUGAAUUGCAAUAGGUCAUGUAUAAACUAUAACCCUUUUGUAUAGUACAAAUAAUUUCAGAAACAUUUGAUUGACCUUGACCUUCAAAUGAUUCUAAAUUUACUUUGAUAGAUGCAUUUUAGUGUUUUAAUAUUUCUAAACUGAAGUUCUCAUAUAUGGUAGUUUUGCAGUAUUUUGGUAAUCAUGACCUAUAGGCACAAAUUAUCAGGUAUGAAUGUUUAUUUAUUUUUUCGGAAAAUAAUACAGGUUUUUUUUUAUCAAAACCAACUCUUGUUAGGUAGAUAGGAAACACGGUUGGUAGACUAUAAUAUAUGUAUAGCUAGGAAUUAUCUAUUUAUUCUGUGAUAUUGUAAGUUAUGUUUUAUAAUGUGAUUUUUGUAUUUAAGUUUAAGCUGUUUGUGCAAUAUAACAUCUCUUGUUUGUUAGAGACAGUUAUUGUAAUAGAAAGAUGUGUUGUCUUAGAUUUAAAAUAAAACAGAAUUUUUUUCCAAUGAUA
Molecule: messenger RNA, 3156 nt
Organism: Mytilus californianus (California mussel)
Lineage: Eukaryota; Metazoa; Mollusca; Bivalvia; Mytilida; Mytilidae
Product: proton-transporting V-type ATPase complex assembly regulator TMEM9-like
Exons: 6
Coding region: 75-698 (207 amino acids)
Cellular component (GO): lysosomal membrane
Source: RefSeq, a predicted model, not a curated record